Molecule: messenger RNA, 1275 nt
Organism: Hypoxylon trugodes
Lineage: Eukaryota; Fungi; Ascomycota; Sordariomycetes; Xylariales; Hypoxylaceae
Product: urease accessory protein UreG
Exons: 3
Coding region: 316-1140 (274 amino acids)
Molecular function (GO): nickel cation binding; GTPase activity
Source: RefSeq, a predicted model, not a curated record
GAGAAAGGGAAAAACGUAUAUGAAGUUGCAAAAUACUACAUGAUAUAUAAUAUGUAUAUACUGGAUUUUUAAUGAAUUAUUGACAUUAAAGCAAAUGACGGAGAUUCAUCUUUAGAGUGGGGUAGAUCUCUUCUCUCCACUAUGCGGACGAUCUGCUGCCCCUCAUCACCGAUAAGAUAUCAUCUUAGAUAGCGCAGAUUAACACAAAGAAAGAGGUACCGUCUCCGAGGUAUGUUACGUAGCCAGCCAGCCACAGUAAGGGAUUUUUAAAUUACUUGUGAUCUAGACAUAUAUAUCACCUCACGUUGAACCGCAAUGGCAGCAACACACCUACACUCCCACGACGGUGGCUUGACCAACCAUUCUCACGAUGGCUUCUCCGUCGCCGAGCACGGCCACUCGCACGAGAUCCUCGAUGGACCCGGCAGCUUUCUCGGCCGUGAAAUGCCCAUCGUCGAAGGUCGUAACUGGAACGAGCGAGCUUUCACUAUUGGGAUAGGAGGCCCCGUCGGUUCCGGCAAAACCGCCCUAAUGCUAGCCCUCUGCCUAGCCCUACGCCAACAAUACUCCAUCGCCGCCGUAACCAACGACAUAUUCACGCGCGAAGACGCCGAAUUCCUAACCAAACACCUAGCCCUCCCCCCGCCACGCAUCCGGGCCAUAGAAACCGGUGGCUGCCCCCACGCCGCCGUGCGCGAGGACGUAUCCGCCAACCUAGCCGCGCUCGAAGACCUCCACCGAGAAUUCGAUUCCGAUAUCUUACUCAUCGAAUCCGGAGGCGAUAACCUAGCUGCGAAUUAUAGUCGCGAGUUGGCUGAUUUUAUUAUUUAUGUGAUUGAUGUUAGUGGUGGUGAUAAAGUACCGCGGAAAGGUGGUCCCGGGAUAACGCAGAGUGAUUUGCUAGUUGUGAAUAAGACGGAUCUAGCCGAGGCCGUGGGCGCGGAUUUAGGCGUUAUGGAGCGCGAUGCGAGGAAGAUGAGGGAGGGGGGCCCUACGGUUUUCGCGCAGGUUAAGAAAGGUGUUGGUGUGGAUCAUAUUGUUAAUCUGAUUAUCAGUGCGUGGAAGGCGAGCGGUGCUGAGGAGGUUACUAGGAAGAACGGAGGGCCGAAGCCGACGGCUGGGUUGGAGACGUUGGUAUGAGGCGAAUUGAAGAUUAAUUCGCCUUGUUGUAUGGGUUAUUUAUGUGAAUAUGAUACCAAAAGGACUCUCACUUAAACGAAAGAAAUAAAAACCGCGAGGUGAUGGGAUUAGACCCGUUCAUCAUUUAUCUCAUAA